Messenger RNA from Lycium ferocissimum, 1692 nucleotides. Its product is annotated as tRNA-specific adenosine deaminase TAD1. Gene Ontology annotation, cellular component: nucleolus; cytoplasm. The transcript is spliced from 11 exons. Gene Ontology annotation, biological process: RNA processing; adenosine to inosine editing. NCBI's taxonomy places the organism in Eukaryota, Viridiplantae, Streptophyta, Magnoliopsida, Solanales, Solanaceae. The record is from RefSeq and is a predicted model, not a curated record. Gene Ontology annotation, molecular function: double-stranded RNA binding; double-stranded RNA adenosine deaminase activity; tRNA-specific adenosine deaminase activity. Bases 6 to 1268 code for a protein of 420 amino acids.
CAAAUAUGGAGAGCACCGGAGAAACGGGUCCGUCAGCGUUACCGUUUGGGGAGAAAGUAUCAGAAGCAGUGCUCUCACUUUACCGUUGUCUACCUAAGAAAGGAAAACCUCAAGGCCGUGAAGUCACUGUUUUAGCUGCUUUUCUUAUCUCUUCACCUUCACAAGACUUGAAAGUGAUUUCGCUGGGAACAGGGACGAAAUGUAUAGGCCGUAAUCGAAGGAGUUUGAAAGGCGAUGUUGUUAAUGAUUCUCAUGCUGAAAUUAUCGCUAGAAGAGCUCUCCUAAGGUACUUGUAUUCAGAGAUUCAACAUGUUUACAAUACUCGUGCACAUAGCAAUGGAAGUGUAUUAUGCGAUGAUGUGGAAAACUUCAUGUUUCAUUUGGAGAGUGAUGGUUUAGGACCGAAAAGAUUGAAAAUGAAGUAUGGGUGGCAGUUACAUUUGUACAUAUCUCAAUUACCGUGUGGAGCCUCACCUAGUUCAGAGCUUGCUUUAUUGCAUGAUAGUCCUGCAAAGCAAGGGGGCAUGAUGUGCUCAUCUAUGCAAUUUAAUUAUUCAAAAGAGGAGUCGUUGGGAUAUAUGUCAGUGAAUGAUGGUUGUAUUCCUUUGGGCUUUGGCACAGUCAUGCGAAAACCUGGUCGUGGAGAUACAACUUUAUCAGUCAGUUGCUCUGAUAAGAUUGCUCGUUGGAACGUGGUCGGUGUACAAGGAGCUCUACUUUCUUACUUCUUGGAGCCAAUUUAUAUUUCUUCUGUGACCGUUGGACAAUCCCAUAUAGCUUCUAAAUCCUCCAUUAUCAAAGAUGAAAUGAUAAGAGUUAUGCACGAGCGAAUCUUACCAUUGUCCAAGCUAAUGGAUCCAUUUCAAGUGAACAAGCCACUUGUCUUUGUUGCGCCAAUUCCACCCGAGGAGUUUCAACAUUCUGAAACUGCUCUGACCACUUUAACAUGCGGGUACUCCAUAUGCUGGAACAAGUCCGGGUUGCAUGAAGUCAUUCUUGGAACCACUGGCAGGAAGCAGGGCACUUCUGCAAAAGGCGCAAUGUCUCCUUCCACUGAGUCUUCUCUAUGCAAGAAGCGCCUUUUGGAAUCCUUCUUAUCACUAUCACGUAAUUGCUUAGGUGAAAAUGCUUUUGUUGGGAACUCUUAUCGAGAACUAAAGGAUAAGUCGCAAGAAUAUCAUUUAGCUUCAAAAACCUUUAAAGCCAGUUCAAAUUUCAAGAAUUGGUUUCUGAAACCUCAAGAUUUUGAGGCAUUCAUGGCUCUGUAGUUGAGUUGCCGCUGAAGAUAGAUUGCAUGACUGAAGAUGACUAUAACAUGUGCCUUGCAGAGUUGCAGGGACAAUGGUGGAUCUGUGAAUGUAUUUGAAGGUUGAAGUGCUGAACAUGGGCCGUGAGUCAUUUUGGAGCAGAAGCUGAUAGUACGAGCCCAUUUCUGUGUGAGCAACUUCGUUGAAUUGACAGGGGAAUUGGUCAAAUUAUGUGAUUUAUGUUUUUUCAGUUUAGAGCUCUGCCUAGUUAUUUAAAUUUCUUGGCCUGUUGUUGAAGGGAUCAUCAGAAAAAAUGAAAAAAAAAUUUGAGCCUUAAUGCAUUAGGCAUGUGAAGGAUGUUGUCAACACUUGCUGUGUGACUUCUUUGAAAGCUGCUUUGUUAAAGUCACUCAAAUGCUUUAUUUCCUUCUUGGGGGUUCAGUCA